GAACGUGUAUCGUUUGUCACGUGAUGCCGGCAUGGCGGUGUUUGCGGAUUUGAACCUGAAGAAGGGUUCUGACACGAAAGCGCUUAAGGGGCUUCUGGAGAACGCCGCUCACCUUGGGUUUUCGACUGUUGCCAUUAAUCAUGUUGUGGACUUUAAGGAAAAGAAGCAGGAAAUUGACAAACCACUAGUUCCUUCAGAGCUCUUUUCAUCUUUGCCUAUUGUACAAGGGAAAUCAAAACCAAUUAAAAUUUUAAGUAGACUGACACUUAUAGUAUCAGAUCCAUCUCACUGCAAUGUUCUGAGAGCAACGUCUUCCCGUGUCAAGCUAUAUGACAUUGUUGCAGUUUUUCCUAAGACAGAAAAACUUUUCCAUGUUGCUUGCACAAGUUUAGAUGUGGAUUUGGUAUGCAUAACAGUAACAGAAAAAUUGCCAUUUUACUUCAGAAGACCUCCCAUUAAUGUGGCAAUUGAACGAGGUAUCUGCUUUGAGAUUACUUAUUCUCCUGCCAUCAAAGACUCCACGAUGAGGAGAUACACCAUUUCCAAUGCACUCAGUCUGAUGCAGAUCUGCAAAGGGAAGAAUAUAAUUGUAUCUAGUGGUGCAGAAAGGCCUUUAGAAAUAAGAGGACCGUAUGAUGUAGCAAACUUAGGCUUGUUGUUUGGGCUCUCUGAAAGUGAUGCCAAGGCAGCAGUAUCCACAAAUUGCAGGGCAACACUUCUUCAUGGAGAAACCAGAAAGACUGCUUUUGGUAUUAUUUAUACAACAAAGAAGCCAAGAACAACUGAAGAAGAUGACAGUGUUCCAGCCUGCAAAAAAGCCAAGUGUGAGGACUGACUGAAAGAGGCGCCUUGACUUCCACUGCCCCAAGCCUCUCCUUUCAUCAACUGUCACCAACAGUCAUGAAGAAAAUAUUUCACCAGGCUCCCUGCUUGAAUGUUAGGUUGGAAUUAAUCAUUUUAUAAACCUUAUUUAUGUCCCAGUCAGUAAAAAAGGAAACAGACCAGUGAACCACUAGUAAUAACCUUGGCAUCAAUUAAUUUUGUUUAAAUGAAAAAUAGAGGAAUGACAUGUCUCUGUUUGCAAGUAGGACGUUGUGGAGAACAUAAAUAGUUGACAAUGUUUUAAUUCAUUGAAAUUUCACCUUAUCUCUAUCUCUUGUUCUUUAAAUAUUUUUAUGCCUUUUUAUAAAACAGUAUCAGUAAUUUAUUUUUUCCAUAUUACUAUUCAAGAUAAAUAGUAUGUUUAGGAGCAUAUUAAAAUUUGCCCUCUGAGGAAACUUUUGUAAUACUGAUUUUGAGAUGAGCUUGUCCUUUUUGGGGGGGGGGAGGGUGUCUUUUGCUUUAAGAUUUUGUUGCAGAAGAAAAAUAUAUUGAUGUGUUUGUUUUGAUACAAUAGAUACUUCCCAACAAAUACUCAAAUGAAUCCCUUUACAAAAUGUAUUCCCUCCAUGGCCAAGAAGCCAGAUUUAUUGUUAACAAGAAAGAGAGAUAUGCCUUUUAACUUUAUAGUACGAAUGUUAACCAUUGUAUUUUACCACGAUUUGUUGCUUCUCAUUGACUUAAUUUUUGUUGUAGGAGAAAUUGUGUACGUUGUUUACCUCUGCCUUUUCUCAUGUUUCUCUGAAUUCUUUACAUUUGUCAUUGUUUACAGCGCAGUAUAUUAGUUCAUUAUAUUUAUACACCAUAGUGCGUUCAACCAUUCCCUGAUCAUUU
Molecule: messenger RNA, 1713 nt
Organism: Vombatus ursinus (common wombat)
Lineage: Eukaryota; Metazoa; Chordata; Mammalia; Diprotodontia; Vombatidae
Gene: RPP30
Product: ribonuclease P/MRP subunit p30
Exons: 11
Coding region: 32-835 (267 amino acids)
Biological process (GO): tRNA processing
Cellular component (GO): nucleolar ribonuclease P complex
Molecular function (GO): RNA binding
Source: RefSeq, a predicted model, not a curated record